UUCAGUUAACACAGGGGUCAAUGGUCUCUGCACCCGGGAUAAUAUGAUAUUGUGAAGACUUUUUCAUCUGAGCGCAGGGGUUCAAGGAAAUGCUAAUAAGACUGGUUAACUGCAUCGGUGUUCUGUCCUGAAUGUGUUCGGCAGUCAGCGAUGUACUUCCACUAAACAUCAAUUGUGAGGGACUGGCAAACCCUGGAAGACCGCAUGGGGAAGUGUCAAUGUCCACCAAUGCCACUGGAUUCUGGGCACAUCGUUCCCCCCAGCAUUUGGAGAUGGACUUGGCCUGGCAGGAACUGAUGGCCAUCACAGAACUUCAGGAAUUUGAAGUACCCAAUGAGAACCCCUUUGAAGCAAUCCCAUACCACUCCACUGAUCCCAUGGUUUCUCAAGAAGGAUUUGGAAUGAGUCAGCCUCAGGUGGAAUCUAUUGCCAGAGCUUGUGAUGGUCACCCUGCAGCGGCUUACGAGAGCUCGUACCCUGAAAUGAUGCCACCCUACCAACCCUUGAAUUCACACAUGGAAAUGCACUAUGGACUCCCAGGUGGCCACACUUCACCCAGAAUCCUCACAAAUGCACAAGCUCUCCAUCCACCUCUCAGGAGUCUUUUGGAGCACAUAAACAUGUCAACACGCAAUCAUGGGGUUGGGAAAGAUAACAGUCUCAACCUUCAUGGUUUAGGACUAAUCAAACAAGCUUCUACAGAUGAUCAGGGGUCAGAUUCUGGUUUGUCACUUGGUUCAACUCCACCACUUGUCUCCCCCGAGAAUGCAGUGCAUGGAGUACCAACAUAUUUGCCUGCAGAUGGAACAAUGUGGUAUGCUGAAAUUGAAAGUAUGGGAGAACAACACUGCAUGAGGCCAAACCUACUUGGGUCUGGUGACUACCAGCAGUCAUACAGAUCUUACCCUGGAACUUCCUUUUCCACCACUGCAAAUCAGCAGAUUCAAGCUCACCAGCCAAUUGUGUCGUUGAAGCAACCGGUUUUACCCACAGCCCUGUAUGACCUUCAAUUAAAUGACUCGAGUUUAUCAAGAGUAGGUUCAUAUCAGUAUCCCUACCCAAAGCAAAAACCCAGUGUUUCUGCACCUCGGAGCAGAGAUGAACGACGAGCCAUUGCUUUAAAAAUCCCAUUCUCGCUAGACAAGAUAGUGAAUCUGCCAGUGGAUGAUUACAAUGAGCUCUUGACCCAAUUCACACUGAAUGACGCACAGACCGCACUUGUGAAGGACAUUCGCCGCAGAGGGAAGAACAAAGUUGCAGCUCAGAACUGUCGCAAACGGAAGUUAGAAAAUAUAGUGCAUUUAGAGAACGAGUUGGGACAGCUUCAAACCCAAAGAGAGCAUCUAAUCAGAGAGAGACUGGAGUUUCAGCAAAACCUAGACAGUAUCAAAUGUCACCUUGCAGACCUUUACACACAAGUGUUUUCACAGCUACGGGAUGAGAAGGGAGAUCCUUUCUCACUUGAUGAAUAUUCGCUAGAACAGACUAAUGAUGGCCAUAUUUACUUGGUGCCACGUAACAGCACUGGAGAGUGACUGCACUUGUGGUCCUGAUGUGGUUUCACAAAACCGGUCUAGAACAUGUUUGGGCCAUAUCAAGUCCCAAAAUUUGAUUAAAAGUCUCACUUGUAUAUGCACACAUUUUGCAUUAACAGUAUGGAGUUUUAAAGAAUUAGCUUAUGUUGCCAAAUGGAUUAACUCAAGAUAACCUUGUGAAGAUACCAAUAACAUGUAUGGAAUAAAUGUAAGUUAUUAACCCUUGUGCAUCCUUGUGGACAUUUUUGGCUUUUUCAGUUUUGUUUUUUUGAUAACUUUGUCUGUGUUAAUGCUAACUGCAUAAAAUUUUCCACAGGUGUGAAUUUUUAUUGGAAUUUUAAUA
Messenger RNA from Xyrauchen texanus (razorback sucker), 1878 nucleotides. Its product is annotated as transcription factor NF-E2 45 kDa subunit-like. The transcript has 4 exons. Gene Ontology annotation, cellular component: nucleus. The coding region runs from base 132 to 1535 and encodes 467 amino acids. Gene Ontology annotation, biological process: regulation of transcription by RNA polymerase II. The record is from RefSeq and is a predicted model, not a curated record. Gene Ontology annotation, molecular function: RNA polymerase II cis-regulatory region sequence-specific DNA binding; DNA-binding transcription factor activity, RNA polymerase II-specific. Lineage: Eukaryota; Metazoa; Chordata; Actinopteri; Cypriniformes; Catostomidae.